AUGACUCUGGUUCUGUCCAUGAAUAGAUUCUGCGAGCCCAUUGUCUCGGAAGGAGCUGCUGAAAUUGCCGGGUACCAGACACUAUGGGAGGCUGACAGCUACAGAGGCCCGAGCCCCCCUGGCCCACUGCAGGCCCCUCUGCAGGGAGACCGGGGUGCCGGGCCCCCUCUGGCAGGAUCACAUUACAGGGGAAUUUCAAAUCCUAUAACAACAUCCAAGAUCACAUACUUUAAGAGGAAGUAUGUGGAAGAAGAGGAUUUUCACCCACCACUCAGCAGCUGUAGCCAUAAAACCAUCUCGAUUUUUGAGGAACGAGCCCACAUCCUUUAUAUGUCUUUAGAAAAGCUCAAGUUCAUUGAUGACCCAGAAGUGUACCUACGAAGAUCUGUCCUCAUCAACAACUUGAUGAAAAGAAUCCAUGGAGAGAUCAUCAUGCAGAACAACUGGUGCCUCCCUGCCUGCUCCUUCAGCGGCGCCUCGGCCCAGGAGUGGUUUAUGACUCAAGACUGUCCGUACCGGAAACGACCGCGGAUGGCCAAGGAGGAGUGCGAGAAAUUUCAUGCCUGCUGCUUCUACCAAGAAUGUGGUGGUCAUUACCUAAAUUUACCCUUCUCUGUCAAUGCUAAUGUCGGAAGUGCCUCCAACACCGCCUCCUCUUCCUCUUCCUCCUCAUCUUCUUCCUCUUCCCCUCUACCAUUACCAAGUUGUUCCCAUCAGGUGGAUUUUGACCUAGGCAGUGCACCUCUGUACAAAAGCGAUGGCCACAUACCUGCCAAUGAAAUCUUUGUCACCAAUGUCAGGUCACUAAGUGAUGAGAAAGCAAAUGACAUCAGCAGAGAUGGUGGCCCCCUCAGCCAUGAACCUGUGGGACACGACCUUGCUUUUGAGUGCAAAGGCCAAUUUUAUGAUUAUUUUGAGACUGGAUACAAUGAAAAACACAAUGUCAGUGAGUCUUGGAAAAAGUCUUUAAGGAAAAAGGAACCUUCACCGGGUAAUAAACUGUGUUGCAGCAAAGGAAGUAAAAUAUGAGCCAUCUUUUUCCCUGAAACUUUGAUGCAUGCCCAGCAUGAUCAAUUAGCUCUCAUAAAUUUUAUUUUGAAUGGAUUUUCUAGUUUUGUACAACUGGUAAAAAUUAUGCUAUGAACAUGCCGUGUCGUUGUAAUGCCUGGAGAGCAGAUUGCAUUAAACAUCUAUACAGAGGCAUCAGCAAGCUACUUAUCAAUGUGAUGAUUUUCCCAAGAAAACAGUUGACUUGAUGCUGAAGAGUCUUAGUUUUCUUACAGACAAGAUCAAUAGAUUGGGUUGGGGGACAGUGUGUCCCUGUGGCAUCUCCAGUGCCCCUGUUCUCCCCUAACCCCCAAAGAGCCUGACACUAGCUAAGAACCUUCAACGCGUUUGCCAAUUAAGUAGACGGUUAUUUGGUCAUCCAAGCCAUGUAACCAGCAAAGGAUGUCUGCGUUUCCUAUGUGAUGCAUUUAUUUUUUUUCUACAUAAGAGACUGAAGACAGGGAGCUAGGUGAAAUGGCUUCCUGGUGCUGUUAAGUAUUCGUAUUUAGCAGCCUCAUGUGAUGUGCAAACGGGACGUGAUGUCACAAAGUGCACCUGCCCACAGUCCGUGGAGACCAUGAUCCCUGCAAGUUCCUGGCUUGCCUGUGGUGGGUUGGGUGCUGAGGCUUUGAGAGAGGUGGUAUACAGGGCGAUUCUUGGUGCCUUACUUUAUCUUAAUUUUUGCCAAUGUGAAAAUUAAGGAUGAAUCAGAGUUACAGCAGGGAUUUAACAAACAGGAGAAAAAAAAAUAAAACAGGGUGGAUCAGUAUGGUUUGGAAACUGUUAACUUUGAACUGUUGUGUUCACCUUUUGAGUCGACAUCUCUCUUCUUUAUUUUCGAUGCCUGAUUGCUUUUGGCUUUGGCAUUUUUGGAUAGGGAAUGGAGGGACAAAGGAGAGAGCCAAGAGAAACCAGCACGGGCUGCCUGGGCUUCUCUAUGGCAACCAUCUGUUGCUGGGUUUGGAUUUUCUGGGUUUUGGGUUGUUUUGUUUUGGUUUGUUUUCUUGUCCAAUGAAGUUCAUGAACCAGUGGCAUGCAUUAUCCUCUCAUCUGUUUUGCAUCAUUUCACUUGUUUAGAUUAUAAAAGCAUGUGGUUUUUUAUAUGACUUUUUGCUAUUGAUUACGAAGCACAAUGUUAAUAAACGAUGUGGUGAUCAAUAAGGUUUCUCUUAAAGAAGAUUUUAGCUCGUGGAGAAGUUAUUUUGGAGAAAUGGGACUUCAUCCGUAACAGUUACUGUGUAUUUACUCAACAUUCUCUGCAAUGAUGUCUUUAAUUUGUGCGUUUGCAGGAGUGUGUGGUGAGGCCCUCUGCCUGCCUUCCGUCCACUCCAGCCAACUGUUCCUGCUAGGCUGUGUGCCGGUUGCCAAGGCUACUCAUUGACUUGAGCCUCUUUAAACUUCGUAAGAACUCAAUGCCAAACAGAGGAAAUAAGUGAGUCCUCCCGGUUUCUCCAAGAUAAAGCUUUUUAAGAUUAUUGCUAUUAAAUAUAGGUCUCAUUCAUACAGUGUAUGAGUCGGAUCAUUUGGGCAGUUGUCCACAAGGACCAAUUUUUGAAACAUUUUCUUGUGUUAUAGCGAAAUAGCCUAGUAAUGUUUUGUCCUUUAUUUUCAAUAUUUGAUAAACAUUUGAUGUUGACAAUUUAGAUGAUAGAUGCUUGUAUAUGAAUGUGUUGUAAUAAAGUGAGGUUUUCUUGAUAUAUAUUUAUUAAAAUGAUCAAAAUUCAUUAA
This is a messenger RNA of Ochotona curzoniae (black-lipped pika), 2775 nucleotides long. It is a transcript of the gene SERTAD4, whose product is annotated as SERTA domain containing 4. NCBI's taxonomy places the organism in Eukaryota, Metazoa, Chordata, Mammalia, Lagomorpha, Ochotonidae. The record is from RefSeq and is a predicted model, not a curated record. Bases 1 to 1029 code for a protein of 342 amino acids. The transcript has 3 exons. Gene Ontology annotation, cellular component: nucleus.